Molecule: messenger RNA, 393 nt
Organism: Naumovozyma dairenensis CBS 421
Lineage: Eukaryota; Fungi; Ascomycota; Saccharomycetes; Saccharomycetales; Saccharomycetaceae
Gene: MCO14
Product: 4a-hydroxytetrahydrobiopterin dehydratase
Exons: 1
Coding region: 1-393 (130 amino acids)
Biological process (GO): tetrahydrobiopterin biosynthetic process
Molecular function (GO): 4-alpha-hydroxytetrahydrobiopterin dehydratase activity
Source: RefSeq, a predicted model, not a curated record
AUGUAUAAUAAAAUUGUUAAAGUGAAACCUAUUCCAAUUGAUCCUAAGAAUCUAUCAUCAAAAUUAUCAGAUUUGAAACUGUCACCAAAUUGGAAAACAAUACCUCCUCUUGAAAGCAAGGAUUCAAACAUAAAGAUAGGUCAUAAAUUGGUAAGAGAAACAAUUAAAUUCAAAAACUUCGAAAUAACAUGGGCAUUUUUGAAUCAAUUAGCAAUGAGAUGCCAUCUUUGGGGUCAUCAUCCAACUAUUUCUACUACUUAUAAUAAAGUUGAUUUACAAUUAUUUAAUCAUGAUUUAAAUAUGAUUACUGACAUUGAUUUGAAAUUGGCAUCUAAGAUUGAAUCAUAUAUAAAUCUAUAUAAUCAGGCAUCUCAGGAAAUAAAAAAAGAAUAA